Aspergillus japonicus CBS 114.51 is the source of this 3732-nucleotide messenger RNA. Its product is annotated as P-loop containing nucleoside triphosphate hydrolase protein. Gene Ontology annotation, biological process: transmembrane transport. Bases 1 to 3732 code for a protein of 1243 amino acids. Lineage: Eukaryota; Fungi; Ascomycota; Eurotiomycetes; Eurotiales; Aspergillaceae. The transcript has 8 exons. The record is from RefSeq and is a predicted model, not a curated record. Gene Ontology annotation, cellular component: membrane. Gene Ontology annotation, molecular function: ATP hydrolysis activity; ABC-type transporter activity; ATP binding.
AUGCAGUCGUGGGUGCUAUUAUCGCGUAUCAGACGCUCACUGAAACGUUGGAUUCCCUCCCAGCAGCCCCAGUACGAGCAGGUCGAAGCGAUUGAUUUAGAAGAGCUCCGUGCUGAUGGUUCCCGCGUGGAUGUGGCACGGCAUGAGUAUGGCAUCUUGCAGGACUGGCUCACCUCUUUGAUGCGUUCCGUUCAAUCAGCCGACUACUUGGAGCAAGCUUGGUUGCCAGGCACUUCAAAAGACGCUCAUUACUAUGUCCCACUGGCAGGACUGGCACGCCAAUCCCAGUGGCUAAAGACAAUUACAAGCAAGGAAUUCCUAUGUCCUCUAUUGGCUUCAGCUGGACUGGAGAUGCUUGCCUCGCUCUUGACGCUUCUCCUUCCGUUAUUCCUACGACGAGUUCUGCAGGAACCCACUCAUAUCGGAAACUUUGUGGCUCUUUUUCUAGCUAGUGCGGUGGCUACUUUGGCUGGACGUGCCAAAGAUCAGAUCUGCCGAGUUUUAUCUGUUCGAGCUUCGUCCGUCCUUUCUCUCGCUCUAUUCCAAAAGAGUGUUCGUUUUUCGAACCUGGCGCAUCUCCGGAGUCCAGUGGGAAAGGUCUUGGGCAGCUCGACAACCGAUAUGAUGUUAGUCCGAAACUAUGUUCUCAAGGUUCAUGAUAUUUGGAGUAGUCCUGUGCAGUUGCUCCUGAUUGCGUUUAUGAUCGUUCGCCUGCUUGGUUUAUCUGGGGUCGUGGGCUAUGUGGCAAUGUCAAUCCUUCUAUUUUCCCAGACUCGGGCAAACGCUGCGGUGGGUGUAGCAGUGGAAGACUACCUGCGCAUCGAUGAGGUGCGCAUCAAUCACCUCAACUCCGCCUUCCAAAAGAUCCGCGGGAUCAAAUCUUUGGGAUUGGAAUCCAUGUUUCUCAAGGAGAUACGAUCAGCCCGGGAGAUUCAAUUGGAAGCCCUAUGGCGUCGCCUGCGCGUCGUCUUCUGCUUCUUUAUCUCCAUAAAUCAGAUGAUUCCCGCAGUCACUGCCAUGGUUUCCUUGACGAGCUACUGGUAUACUGGCCACGAGUUGGUGCCAGAGGUGGUAUUCCCUGCCUUGACAUUAUUCGAAAUGACAUUUUCGCCAGCCUCCAAGUUCUCCCUCUCGGUAACCCGUCAGUUCUCUAUUCUCCCAUGUGUCCGACGAAUUCUCCAUAUCCUGCAACAAACGGAACAUCGGCCUGCCAGUCACGAACCAGGGGAAAUUUCCCAGCCGAGCGAUCCCAGCACCGGCAAUCUGAUCCAUUUUCAUGAUGCGAAAGUAUCCUACCCGACCGCAGAUGACAGUUCGACUAGCUUUGUCUUAGGACCAAUCACAAUGGGUAUCCCGGCUCAUAAAUUGACAAUCAUACAUGGAGCCAGUGGCAGUGGUAAGUCCACGGUGCUAGCGGCCAUUGGCGGGCAAGCCGAGGUCGUUGAGGGUCAACUCCUACGAAAGUCGGCUACGAUGGCCCUAUGCACUCAAGACCCAUGGAUUAUGCUAGGUACUGUUCGUGAUAAUAUCACAUUUUUGCGGUCCUACGAGCCUGUGCGCUAUCGUCAAGUCGUCCGCCUCUGCUGCCUCGAGUCAGACAUUGCCUCGUUUCCGGGCGGCGACCUCGCGAUUGUAGGGGAGAGUGGCGCUAAUCUCAGUGGUGGCCAGAAAGCCAGAAUUUCCCUGGCACGAGCAAUCUACAGCGAGGCAGAUCUUCUGCUCUUGGAUGAUUGUCUGGCUGCGGUUGAUCCCCGGGUGGCGCGCAAGCUGUUUCACGAGUGCAUCCUCAAGCUGCCGCAGACCGUUAUUUUAGUUACACAUCAGGCCGAGUUCAUCCGAUACUGCGACCAUGUUGUCUCCUUGGCCAACGGCAUGGUUGCUGAGAUCACCUUGGUGGAGGAGGAGCGCGCCCGUGGUAAGGUUGACACUGACUUAUAUCGAUUCUACUUUGAAUGUGCUGGGGGCCCUCAGUUCAUAAUGCUGCUCUCCCUCAUGCUCUUUCUCACCGUUGCUGUUCGAAUUGUUAACAGUUUCUGGUUACCAUGGUGGAUGGGAAAUGUGCUAUCUGUCUCGACAACUACUUAUCUUGCAGGGUAUGCUCUAGUCGUCAUGCUACAGGCCGCCUUCAUUGCCUCAGUUGGAGUGAUCCUUGUAUUGGGAACGAUGAAGGCUAGCCGGUGUAUCCAUGAGGGCGUCGUCACCCGUCUCUUCCGCGCACCUUUGGACUUCUUCAGUGGACAGCCUCUAGGUCGCGUCUUGAAUCGGCUAUCAGUAGAUAUCGAUGGGAUCGACUUUCGGCUCAUCAAUGCGGGCGAUCUAUUGCUGAUGGCUGCAACAUCGCUGUUUGCGGCGGUCAUUGUGCUUGUCUGGAGCUCUCCCUACCUUCUGCUGGCCUUCGGACCGAUAUUCUACUUCCAAUAUCGUAUUCAGUCGCUCUAUCGAGUGUCUGCCCGCGAACUCCGGCGCGUUUGUUCCAUCCUGGACUCCCCCGUCCUCUCCGUUAUUACGGAGAGUAUGGCUUCGAUGCCGACGAUACAGACGUAUGAUGCACGAGAGCUGUUUGAAGAACGUCACCGUGUAGCUCUUAGCCGGGCUAUUGUCGGAAUCACCGUCCGCUAUGCAUUGGAAACAUGGAUUACACUGCGGAUCGAGAUGCUAUCGGUGGGCCUGCUAGGGUGUGCGGGUUUGCUCGGGGUCUUCGGUGUGCUGGACUCGUUACAGAUGGGGCUCAUCUUCACCCUCAGUAUCUCACUGUCGAAGCAUAUGCACCAGUUUCUGUGGUCUUUGAUCAAUGUCGAGGUCGAGAUGAACUCCACGGAACGACUACGACACUACAUGACUCGGAUCCCGGUGGAAGAUGACCACCGCGUGCAGCCGACCAGCCCAACCUGGAUGGGGGAUACUCCGGACGGGGCGCAUCCUUACAUUGUAAUCAAGUCUCCUGACUCGGAGCCAGAAGGCGAGAUCAUCUUCUCCAAUGUUACCGUCCAGUAUCCGCGUAGCCACAGCCCAUCCCUCCGAGACUUCUCGAUGUGCAUCCGAUCGGGCGAGAAGGUGGGGAUCAUCGGACAUAGUGGCUCGGGGAAAUCGACUAUAUUGGCGGCUUUAUCGGCCCUCGCCCCGGUGGUGCACGGCCGGAUCACCAUCCGCGGGACUCCGAUCAACGACCUCCCUCUCACCACCCUCCGAAGCAUGGUGCAUGUCCUCCCGCAAGACUCGGUCCUGUUCCCCGGCUCGGUGCGUCAGAACCUCGAUCCGCAGCUCUCUCACUCUGAUGACACGCUACUCCAUGCGCUUUCCGUGGUGGGGGCAUUCCACGCCUUUGACCUCCGACACAGCGGCCCUCUGCCAGAGGAAAGGGGAGCGCAGGCCGAUCCUACACACCACUGCACGAACAGCAGCAAUCUUCUCGACCUUGUGAUUGCACCGGGGGGCACGAAUCUCUCGGCUGGACAGGCCCAGCUGAUCUGUUUGGCCCGCGCUCUGCUGGCCAACCCCCGCAUCCUCGUCCUGGACGAGGCGACCUCGAGUGUGGACUUGCAGACGGAGAACCAUAUUCAACUGGUCUUACAGGAGCAUUUCCGGGAUAGUAUCAUUUUGUGUGUGGCGCACCGUCCGACGAGCGUGGCGUGGAUGGAUCGAGUGAUCGUCAUGGCUGACGGCAUGUGUGUCCGCGAAGAAGGCCGGUCUGGUAGUAAUGCGGAUGUUGGAGAUGUGUCUUCAAAUUACUAG